Galeopterus variegatus (Sunda flying lemur) is the source of this 2286-nucleotide messenger RNA. RefSeq lists its product as uncharacterized. The record is from RefSeq and is a predicted model, not a curated record. Lineage: Eukaryota; Metazoa; Chordata; Mammalia; Dermoptera; Cynocephalidae.
GGACCUAGAUGGAGCUUCAGGUGACUCGGUGGUCAUGAUGUUAGUGAAUGCACUUACAAGAGGCAGCAGAAUGCAGGAGAGUCUCUUUGAGUUAGUUAGCUGAGACCCAGGGGAACAAUCCUGGGAGUGCCUGCCCUUCCACAGAGGCCUGCUGGCAUUGAGGCGACCAGUGUCCAGGGCAUGGGGAGUAGGAGGGGAGAUCAGCGAGUGCUCUUCCUUCCCCUGAGCUCCUUGUGAUGUGUCACCUUUGUUUUCUGUCAUCUUUGAGGGCUGGGCCAGUCUUUUCUUAGUGCCUCUCCCUCCAGGGUUGCCUUGCAGAAGAGGCACCUCCUGAGUGACUGGAUUUGCCCUGGCUGCCAUCAACCUGCUGCAUGUCAGAAUGGCUGGUGAGGAAAUGGGCAAGGCCUCAGUGCCCCUUGGCUUCUUUAUAAGAGGAGAGGUUGAGAGGAGCCCCUGGGGGCCUGCCUGGCCUAUUCCCUACCGGAAUGUGGAGUUGCUGCAGGCAGAGGAUCUAUGCCUCAGUGGGGGACCAGCUCUGGAAUGCCACAGUAGUGUGACUGCAUAGGCCCUCCCUUCCUCCCUGUCUCUGUGGCAUGGCACAGGCUGCCAGUCGGCUCAAGCUUUCUUUACAUUGGCACACCUCCAAAAGCUUGCCUUUGCCCUGGCUAAGCUCAGCACCUCAUUCUGGCGGGUACUUUGUGGUGCUCAGCAGAAGAAAAGAAGGUGAAAGCCAUGUGCGUGGCCUGGCCAGAGACAGAUACACCUGUUAGGGGAAGAGUGACGUGAAGGAGAGAUGCAAGGCUUCUGGGGGCCAGAUUGGCUCCAAAACAUGUACAGAUAGUAGACCCAGUGCACAGGCUCCACGGGGAGUCAUGGUCCAUAUUUGGGGUGUUAGGGUGCAGUAGGCGUCUGAACUGGUCUAUAUCUCACUCUUCCCUUGGGCUGGGCCCAGACGGAGAGAGGUAACCUGGCCACAGCCACGGCAGCCCACCUCGGGGUGGCCUCCAUGCCUGCCCAGCAGCCAGCCUGCUUCUGCCCCAGCUUUGGCGCUGGCAUGAGGAAGUUGCAGUUUGUACACCCAGUGACCAUUGGGCCUGGCUUCCCAGCUCCUCCUCAGGGCUUUCCUGUCGGUGCCAAGGCAGUUCCCCAGUCACGCCAGCCAAGUUUCCAUAUGCUGUCUGCCAGCUUGUGGGAGCUCCGUGCGUGUGGGAGAGACUUGUUUGUAGAAGUGGACGCUUUCCUUUAAAACAGCCCCAGGAGGGGAAAAGAGUGCUCCCUCAACUUCCCAGGUUGCCUUGGCCAAGGAUCUGGGCCAAUGAGAGCAGCCUGUUGAGCUGGCCAACUUGCGGCAUCCGCUCUGAAGAGCAGAGAAGUCAUACCUGCUUAUGGUCCUCCCUGCCCCCAGCAUUUGGCUUUGUAUACCAAAGAUGAUCUGGCCCAUCUUCCUCCCGGAGGCACAGAGACCGGUUUCUCUAUCUGCUGGUGAGGGCAUUGCAGGGUUCGGAAGCUACAGACUCAGUGUCCCUGAGUCAGCAUUGUCUCUUUCUUCCCAGACUUCAUAGCAUUCACAGAAGCUGCUUGCAAGGUCGUCAGGCUCACUGGGGCGACUGGCACACUUUACCGUACAGUAUGUCAUCCAGCUGUCAGAUCAUCCUUUUGCCGUAGCCUUCGUUAGGGUUUGGAUACUCCUGAUCAUUGAUGACUCAGUGUCUUGUGAAGUGGGCGCAGCUCCGCACUGACAGCAAGUUGUCAGCAGGUCUCCGUGCAGUGGUGUCGGGGCCAGGUGGUGCCCUGGGGGCAGCAGAAGGGCCCUUUCUCCCCCUCCCUCUGCCAGAAAGACUUCCCUGGAUUUGUAGGCGUUGACCCACAGUCAUCUGUCCUCUUCAGAAGAGGAUUUUCUUCAUGGUUUCUACUGAAGGGGAGCUAGGGGAGAAGAAUACAGGGUCACGUUUGACACUGUAGGACAAGACACUGGUGCUGGUUCUGGUCAAUGAGGAGCAGGCGUCCAGGAGGGCUCCCCACAGGCCCUAGCAGGCUCCUUGGCAAGGCCCUGGACCGGGAAGGGGCCUCCCCCGCUGGCCGCUCUGCCCUCUCAGAGGUGGGCAGAGUCUGUGAGAGGGGGUGAGCCUUCCCCUUGUGUAUAUAGAGUGAGCCCAUUUGUGCUCAGGAAAACCUGGUCGCUUGUUGUUGCUCUUGUCUGUGACAUUCUUGUACACUGGUUUGCUACUCAUGGCACGAAACAGACAAAACCCCAUGAAAAACAAAAAACAAGUCAUUUUAAACAAA